UUCUUCUUUGCACCAUGAAAUUGCAGAUUUUCCUGAUUACCGUUCUUCCGGUAUGCCUGGCACAAUUCACUAUUCAGGGAGCCAGCGACGGGAAUCGGGUCUCUCAAGGUCUUAGGUAUAGCGAGGAGAAAGGGAUCGAGUAUACCGAUCAAAGUGCAUCGUUAGGAGCUGGCGAUUUUACGAUUCAAGGUGCAACCGAUGGCAAUUCGGAUUUCAAAAUCCAAGGUGCUACCGACGGACAUUCAAAUUUCCAAAUUCAAGGCCCUUCUCAAGGUGCCAUAUCUACGUUCAACGUUCAACCACCUACCGAUGGACACAGUCAAUCGAUUAUUCGAGGACCAUACGAUGCGAAUCAUCAGGUUGCGACGAAAUCUCUUCAGUACAACGAUCCCAGUGGAUUAAGAGUCAAUUGGAAAUCAUACAAUCACGAUCGACAACCGAGAUUACAUCAGGCACAAACGGAAGCACAUUAUGCCGAGCCAGCUGCCCAACGAGCUCCACCUCCGGUUCAACAUCGUCCACCAGUUCAACCACCAAUUCAACAACCUUCUUACAGACCCUACAACGAUGCACCAGCUCAGAUUAAACAGUUGCUUCAAUUCCAAGCUCAAAUACCAUACGUCAAUGCCAUACCCGAACAGUUUAGAUACGAUCAUUUGGCAGCUGCACAAGCACAGGCACAGCAAGUACAAGCUAAAUUCCAACAAGAGGCUCCAACUCCGGAAUAUCGUGGUACCAAACCUCGUGGAGGUCCAUCCAGACACCGAAGACAAGCACCUCAACAUCCUCAACAUCCUCAAGCUCAACAACCAGUUCAACAGCCACAGUAUAGAAGAUUAUCUCAACCACCGACCGAACCUGCUCCUCAAUAUUCAACAAACUUGCCUAACAAUUUGCAGGCGUUGCUGAAGUAUCAAGCACAAAUACCCUACAAUAUAAUCGCCAAUCAAAUCAGAUACGUUCCCGAUAAGCCUUACGUACCGCAACCGAUUCAACAGCCGAAUACUCAAGCUGCCCAACCUGCUCAAUAUCAAGGCCAAGGUGACCAUUAUCAAGGUCAAGCGAGCACGUAUACACAAUCACAGAUAAACACCUACCAGGAUUAUCCGCAGGAACAAACAGCUGCUUAUUAUGGUCAGGGACAAGGAGUACGUCCUGUCACCGAAAAUCAUCAGUACUAAAAAGAAUGAGUGAGAUAGAGAGAAAGAGUGUGAGAAUGAGAGAGAGAGAGAGAGAGAGAGAGAUAGAGAAAGAGAAAAAUUGUUCGUUGAAAAGAGAAACGAUUGAUUUUCUAGCAUCUUAUGUUUUUAUUAUUAUUAUUAUUAUUAUUAUUAUUAUUAUUAUUAUUAUUAUUUUUAUCUUCUUUCUUAAUAUUAAUUAAUUAAUAACGGGAGUUGCAUGGCGAAAUCGUUAUGGUGCAUUGUUACCGCUCGCUCUAUAAUUUAUUAUUUUUAUUAUUAUUAGAUUUUUAUUACUAAUGUGAUAUAUUUCGAUUGAGUUGGACAAAAUUUUUUGUGUUUAUUUAUUUUUUCUUUUUCGUUUUUUUUUUGUUUCUUUUUUCUUUCCGUUUAAUCUUUCGGGGAAAUCGAAGGGGUAAUAAGAAACGAAACGUGUGGAUUUCUUGAUUUAUUGAAAGUAUUAUACAAUCCGGUAAAGAUCCGAUUAUAUAAUAUAUCGACUCGAGAGAGUUUCCAUGAGAGAUUACAGUUUUUUCUGUUAUGUA
This is a messenger RNA of Vespula vulgaris, 1723 nucleotides long. RefSeq names its product AT-rich interactive domain-containing protein 1A-like. The transcript is spliced from 5 exons. The record is from RefSeq and is a predicted model, not a curated record. NCBI's taxonomy places the organism in Eukaryota, Metazoa, Arthropoda, Insecta, Hymenoptera, Vespidae. The coding region runs from base 15 to 1181 and encodes 388 amino acids.